Messenger RNA from Mya arenaria, 1182 nucleotides. RefSeq names its product carbohydrate sulfotransferase 11-like. Gene Ontology annotation, biological process: carbohydrate biosynthetic process. The record is from RefSeq and is a predicted model, not a curated record. Gene Ontology annotation, molecular function: sulfotransferase activity. NCBI's taxonomy places the organism in Eukaryota, Metazoa, Mollusca, Bivalvia, Myida, Myidae. The coding region runs from base 1 to 1182 and encodes 393 amino acids. Gene Ontology annotation, cellular component: membrane. The transcript is spliced from 2 exons.
AUGGUUUCAAACAAUACCAAUCCGCAGCGAAACAUCGGAGUGCAUGAUACAGGAGUUGUGAAUUCGGUUGGUCGUACGGCUCCAAUAAAACCCUAUAGUUACGCGAGGAAAGAGAUAUUUGAACGACGAGAACGAGUCCGAAAUUAUUGUAAACAAAACGCUAAAGACAUUGACAAAUUCAAAACCACUGGAUCACUCUGGACAGUUCCUGAUUACGACAUUCAUUGGUGCGUAACGCAAAAGAUAGGAAGCACACAUUGGAAACAAGUGCUACGAUUUGUUGCCGGCGAUUAUUCAAAAGACAUUAACGUAACCAAACCAGAAGACCUAGACCGUUUUUACGUACAUUCCACACAGCCGGGACGAGUACUCCGUAGGUCUUUGGCGAAUAUUGUAUCCCAAGGAGUGACGUUGAGCGGUAAAGUUUUCAUGUUCACGCGGGAACCUUACAGCCGAUUAUGGUCCGCAUACAUUGACAAAUUUCUUCUGCCAGAUUUUUGGGAAAAACACGCACCAUUCGUCGUCAGAAAAGUUCGAUCCGAUGUUAAAGAACAGGAUACAAUAUGUGCAAGUGAUGUCACAUUCAGCGAAUUUCUAAUAUAUAUUGUGCUGUCUAAUUCUCAAACAUUAGACCCACAUUGGCGUCCCGUUUUUCAUCUGUGUAAUCCAUGUCGGAUUAAAUAUGACGUCAUUGGCAAACAGGAAACUUUCGCUAAUGAUUCGAACUUAAUAUUAAACAAAUUUGGACUGGACACUGUGGUCCCUAAGUCAACAAGUACAAAAACCUCCAGAGCUACUGAAGAAAUAACAAUGUUGGUACAAUUCAAUUUCGAUUUGGAAAACAGAUUGCCAGUAGGCUGUUUUGACAAAGAAGAUGUUGCAAUACGACUUUGGAAAGCGUUCCAAUACAACGGAUAUAUUCACAGAUCAAUCGAUAUUCCUAUGAAAAGUAUGCACUCCGAGAACUUCCUUUUACAUCCAACAGAAGUGUUCUUAAAGCAUGCUUUCGGGGCAAUAAACUACCAAAACGCAAACAAUUAUGAUUUACAAAAUCAGAAACGCGAUAUGAUGUUAGACGCUUAUAAGAGCAUUUCUCGACAACUGGUCAACAGAAUUAAAGAAGUGUACAAAUAUGACUUUGAGUUGUUUGGAUAUGACAAGGAUCUUUUAAUGUACUUAUAA